Molecule: messenger RNA, 819 nt
Organism: Penicillium verhagenii
Lineage: Eukaryota; Fungi; Ascomycota; Eurotiomycetes; Eurotiales; Aspergillaceae
Exons: 1
Coding region: 1-819 (272 amino acids)
Cellular component (GO): kinesin complex
Molecular function (GO): protein binding
Source: RefSeq, a predicted model, not a curated record
AUGUCUAAUCUGGCAUUAACAUACCGGGAUCAAGGCCAGUGGAAAGAGGCUGAGGAGCUGGAGGUACAGGUGAUGGAGACUCAUAAGAUAAAGCUUGGCGAGGGUCAUCCUAAUAUACUGAUGAGUAUGGCCAAUCUGGGAUCAAUAUACCAGAAUCAAGGCCGGUGGAAAGAGGCCAAGCAGCUAAAGGUACAGGUGGUGGAGGCUUAUAAGAUGAAGCUUGGCGAGGAUCAUCCUAAUACACUGACGAGUAUGGCCAAUCUGGCAUUGACGUACUGGAAUCAAGGCCGGUGGGAAGAGGCCGAGCAGCUAGAGGCACAGGUGAUGGAAAUAAACAAGUUAAAGCUUGGUGAGGAUCAUCCCGACAUACUGAUGAGUAUGGCCAAUCUGGCAUUAACAUACCAGAAUCAAGGCCGGUGGGAAGAGGCCGAGCAGCUAGGAGUACAGGUGAUGGAAACAAGCAAGAUGAAGCUUGGUGAGGAUCAUCCUGACACGCUGAGAAGUAUGAGCAACCUAGCUGUGACCCUCUGGUCAGUAGGUCAAGCCAAACCUGCCUUACUUUUAUUGGCCGAAUGCGCUCGAAUGCGCGAGCAAAAACUAGGCCUGGAUCAUCCGGAUACCAUAUGUUCCAAGUCUGCUCUCGAAAAAUGGCGUAGGAAGGAGAUUUCCACAUCUUCAUCCUCUCAAUUCUCUCAGGCGUCGACUGAAAGCAAAAAGAACCAAAUGCUAUCAAAUUGCCCAGAAAUCUCCGAGCAAGUGCCCAGGCAAGACGGACGCCGUAGGCGCACAAUCCUCUCGCGCCUAUUUCGGAGGAAGUAG